Messenger RNA from Camelina sativa (false flax), 1112 nucleotides. Its product is annotated as thiocyanate methyltransferase 1. Lineage: Eukaryota; Viridiplantae; Streptophyta; Magnoliopsida; Brassicales; Brassicaceae. The record is from RefSeq and is a predicted model, not a curated record. Gene Ontology annotation, molecular function: S-adenosylmethionine-dependent methyltransferase activity.
AUCUAAAACAGCCCAACGUGUUCCAAUGAGAAGACACACAAAAUGGGCAAAAAGUCUCGAGGGUGAAAGCUUUAGAUCACGUUUGUUAAACUACUGCAUUAUUUUUCCUUUUGUUAAAUGUAAUAAUAACUCAAUUUUGUAUCGUCUUUAUAUAUACAUAGCCUGCUUAAAGCUUUUCACAUCUUCAAGACCCUUCAAAAAAACAAGGGAAAUCGUUAAUAAAUAGACCAAAGAUAAAGAGACGAUAGAGAGCUCGAGAACCCCUAAAAUGGCUGAAGAACGUCAAGGUCAGAGCAAUGGUGGAAACGUUAUUCCUACUCCUGAGGAAGUUUUUACGUUCCUGCCUAAAACUGUUGAAGAAGGUGGAUGGGAAAAAUGCUGGGAAGAAGAGAUAACACCAUGGGACCAAGGAAGAGCCACACCUCUCGUUGUACAUCUCGUCGACACUUCCUCACUCCCACUUGGCCGUGCUCUUGUCCCCGGCUGUGGUGGAGGACACGACGUCGUUGCGAUGGCAAGCCCUGAACGUUUUGUUGUUGGAUUGGAUAUAUCUGAAAGCGCCCUCACGAAAGCUAAUGAGACAUACAGCUCCUCACCAAAGGCAAAGUACGUUUCGUUCGUGAAGGAAGAUGUUUUCACUUGGCGUCCUAACGAAUUAUUCGACCUCAUCUUCGAUUAUGUGUUCUUCUGCGCCAUUGAACCGGAGAUGAGACCUGCAUGGGCUAAAUCUAUGCAUGAACUUUUAAAACCUGACGGCGAACUCAUAACCCUCAUGUAUCCGAUUACCGACCACGUUGGUGGACCUCCCUACAAAGUUGAUGUCUCUACCUACGAAGAUGUGUUGGUUCCCGUAGGAUUUAAAUCAGUGUCUAUCGAGGAGAAUCCACACGCCAUUCCUACGCGUAAGGGCAAAGAAAAGCUUGGGAGGUGGAAGAAGAUCAAUUGAUCUCUAAGAAAUAGAUUUCACUGUUAGUAAGAUUAUUAUAUGUCUUCUAAUCUUUUAAGAAUAAAAUGAGUAUCUUCCUUUAUUUACGCUAUUUAAAAGUGUUGAAUGUGAUGAUUAUUGUUUGUAACAAUAAUGUUAUGAUUAAAUAAUAAUCUCUUUUACUAUA